Messenger RNA from Mya arenaria, 644 nucleotides. RefSeq lists its product as uncharacterized. The coding region runs from base 59 to 514 and encodes 151 amino acids. The record is from RefSeq and is a predicted model, not a curated record. Lineage: Eukaryota; Metazoa; Mollusca; Bivalvia; Myida; Myidae. The transcript is spliced from 4 exons.
AGCAGCGAUAACUUAACAACCGCGCAUAUAAUUGAAGUUUUUAGAAUUAUUUGUGAAAAUGGUUCAGCGAUGCGCAUGGGGAACAUGUAAUGCGGAUGAACGGUAUCCGGACAGACUAAAUGGGGGACGAUUUAUAAGAUUUCCGACCCCGAAAUCAGAUUUUGAGAAGUGCAAACGAUGGAUUAAAGCAUGUGGACGGCCACACGAGCAACUGAAUGUAAAACGGAUUAACAAGCACAAAGCUGUCUGCUCGAAGCACUUUCAUGGAGGAAAUGGACCAUCUAAAGAGUAUCCUGACCCAUUGUCAGCUGAUGGCUCGAGAACAACACCUGCAAGAAAACUCCCUACAAAGCGGUCACUUGAAAAGGAAAAUUUUGACAGCAUCCAUACACAAAAUGCAAAGCUCAAGCGUAUGCAUUUACAAGAUAUCACAUGCCUACAAAACCAAGAAAAGCUUGUCAAGGAUAAUGCAGUCACUGUACCGGGAGUAGAAACACAGACUGAAUGUCCAUAAGUCGGUUGAAGACUAUUUUGCAACAACAGUGAAUACAAAAGUGUAUUUGUUUGUUUUGAUGUUUCAACAUUUCCUUCAGAUUGUUAAAUAUUAGUUUGAAUAUCCCAUCUGUAGUCAGCUCAGUGUAUAC